AUGGAGGAUCAUUGGAAGCUCAGCUACAAGCCUGGAAAUUCAGAAGAGGAAGAAAUAGAGGAAGGAAAAUUUGGCCUUUACUCAUCUUUGCCAUUGUCAGUUUUCUUGGCAAUUCCCUAUAAAGGAUCUUUUUGUGAUUCUGUCUGCAUCUGCAAUCCUUGCACAAGCGAAUACACGAUUCUCCCAAGAACAAGCACCAUCAAAUAUUGGGUUGGUAAUAUAGUGAGCGGAUUCGGUUACCUUCCUUCAACAGACGAGUACAAAGUUGUAAGGAUCUUGUAUCCUUACAAAGGGUAUAAGAGGCCAGCAUCUGAGGAUGACAAGAUCCUGGUCCAAGUAUACACUCUCGGAAAAAACAGUAGUAGUGGUUGGAGAAACAUCACAGCAGUCCCUCCUGGUUUAUUACAUCGCGAGGGUAUUUUUCCAAAUGGGUCCCUUUAUUGGAAGUACCUCAACGAGGACAACAACAACACCAACGGGCUUGUUGCUUUUGAUUUGGUGGAUGAAAGUUUUCAAGUGCUCCCAACACCACCGUGUAUCCAGUUUCCCAGCGAAAAGGAUUCAGUUUAUUUUGUAAAGAUGUUGGGAGGGCAUCUGUGUCUUAUAGAUCAUGCAAACGGAAGUAGUUGCGGGGACGUGAUAGAACAAGAGUAUUACCGCGAUUGGAUUUGGAGCAAGGAUUUUAGCGUUGAAUUGGAACAAAAUGGUAGAUUCUAUGAACCCUUUGCUCUCACAAAGAACAACCAAGUUCUGAUUUGGUCUCAGUCUAGUAUAAAAUGUUAUGACCCGAUUACCAAGUCUUUGAGUGUGGUAGUUGAAAGAGAGAGAGACUCAUCCUUCGAGACCUUCAAAGGAGUACUACACAUGAACACCCUAGUUUCUCUGAAGUGGAAACUACAAGGAAACCCAUUCUACAGAUUUUCUAUACCUUGA
Papaver somniferum (opium poppy) is the source of this 933-nucleotide messenger RNA. Its product is annotated as F-box/kelch-repeat protein At3g06240-like. Lineage: Eukaryota; Viridiplantae; Streptophyta; Magnoliopsida; Ranunculales; Papaveraceae. The coding region runs from base 1 to 933 and encodes 310 amino acids. The transcript is spliced from 2 exons. The record is from RefSeq and is a predicted model, not a curated record.